Molecule: messenger RNA, 5308 nt
Organism: Siniperca chuatsi (mandarin fish)
Lineage: Eukaryota; Metazoa; Chordata; Actinopteri; Centrarchiformes; Sinipercidae
Gene: tdrd7a
Product: tudor domain containing 7 a
Exons: 22
Coding region: 280-4008 (1242 amino acids)
Biological process (GO): lens fiber cell differentiation; spermatogenesis; lens morphogenesis in camera-type eye
Source: RefSeq, a predicted model, not a curated record
CAUAUCCAACGAUCGUUUUCUACAAAAUUGACUAGUUGAUCACCUAAAAAGUGAUGCACAAAGCUAGCUAAUUAGAUACACUUAAGGAACACGUAAGUUCAACAUAAUACAACCAUGCUAAAUUCAGACUAAAAUAACGACCUAACGCAAACAGGCAGACCUUUUGAACUUGUGGGCGUGAACGUGUGAGUAAUUCUGAAUACGGCGACAGAAGACCAUCCAUGCAGCAAACCCUACGGCAGUUUGGCAAGAUAGUAAAAAUUACAGUGUGUAUUUACCAUGAUGUCGGACAACGAGUCCAUAAAGAAAAUGUUGCGGUCUGUACUCCAGUCCAGCAAGGCCGGCGUGUCUAUUACCAGCCUCCAGUCAGAGUACCGGUCACUGUGCGGAGAGAGCAUCCCGCUGAAGAAGCUGGGCUACUCAAAACUGGAGGACUUCCUCCGGAGCAUCCCCUCUGUGGUCCGCCUGGAGUACCGGAUGGGUGAGUUGAAAUGCUUUGCUGCAGUGUGUCAAGAGACAGCCCACAUUGCUGAGUUAGUGGCCAAGCAGAAGAGCUCAAAGAAAUCUGGUCGCUCCCAAGUCGUCAACUGCAGGAUGAGAUUCAAACCUUCCAACCCAUACAUGCUCAAUGUGAGGCCGAGGUCCUCUCUCCGCCAACCCUCAGCUGGUGGUACCUCUAACUGGCCAGCAAACCGUUCUCGAUCCCAUGGCGGCUACAGAGGCUUCAGUGCCUCAGGAGACUACAGGAAGUCAGACCAAAGGUUAAGCUCCAUCACCCCUGUUGAACACAGACAACCGGCUCCUCAACCAGCUGUAAAACAGUGUGUCAUGCCUGACAGGGAAAAGAAGUGCUUGGCAAACUGCCGGAAGCCUAGAGAGAAGCCUCCUGAACAGGUCUCCAGACCCAACCAAUCCCAGUCUUGUCUCUAUGACAUGGAGCUGGUGCAGAGCAGAGUAACUGAGCUCCUGGAGAAAUACUGCAGUGGAUUGUGGAUGUCGAAACUAUCAGGCGUCUACAGUCAAAUGUUCAGUCAGGAGCUUCACCCUCAGGCGCUCAUAGAUCUGGAAAAAUGGACACACGUCUGUAUGGUGGAGAAACCUGCCAGCACCUACCGAGCUGAUCGCCUGAUCUACCCACCUCUGCCUUCUACUGUCUUUAGAAGUAGCACCACCAACACCCGUCCAGCGUCACCCACCGAUUCAUGCACUAUCACCACAUGCAUUUCUUCACGUCCCUCAACACCUGAACAACCUUCCACCCCACUCCCUCCUUCCCCUGUUCCUAAACCUAGAGUUUCCCCCCAAAACCCCUUGGCUAAGCCCACCUUCAUUUUUCCUCCACAACCUGUUGCUGCCUCUUCAGGCAAGCUGUUGUCUUCAGUCACAUUGCGUAGCCCUGCCCGCAACCUAUCUCUUGCUCCCCAUCUGCCCCCCUGCGUCAAUCUGGCAGUUAAUGCCAGUGGUGGGUGUAAAGAUAACUUAACCUCAACUACUCUCAACCACAACCAAAACACUCGGCCCUUAGCCCCUACGUGGACUUGCCCUGCAUCAACCAACGCUCCUCCAUUGGCUUCCUCCCUCCAACCCGGACCUGACAUUUUACCUCUUUUGAAGGUCACCUUCUCCCCUACCUCCGAUUCUGCCCCUUGUCCUCCCUCAAAAUCUUCUGCUAUUGUGUCAGCUCAGGUGCGUCAAAGAAUAAAGGAGCUUCUGUCCAUGUACAGUCAUGGGCUGUGGGCCCAAUCUUUGCCCAGACUUUUUAUGGACACAUACAAGACUCCAUUCCCCAAACAUAUUCUGGACAACUUGUCUGUUUUGUUGGAUAUAUGCACUGUGGAGUACCCCUUGCCACAUGACAAGAAGAAGGCCAUCUUGUAUAACUCCAGCAGAGCAGACAUGGAAGCCACAGAAGUCACCAGAAGCCAUCCCCCUCCCUCUGGUCUGGAGGUCCUGGGUCCUGUGGUACCUCCCUGUCUGGUUCUUCCCUCGGAGCAGUACCCCUCUGUGCUGAUUACUGAUGUCAAGAGCAGUAAUGCUCUUACUAUAAGGUAUGUAGGUGAGAACUACUCCAAUGCCCAGGAGGCCAUGGAGGAGGCCAUGCGCUCCUUCUACAGCCAAAGCUCUACCCACCAUCCUCUGUCUAACACUGUUGUUGGCCAGCUGGUAGCAGUCAGAGGGGAGGACGAAGAUGAGCUGGCCAGAGCUCAGGUCAUGGAGGUUAUGACCCCUAACAAGGUCAAGGUAUAUUAUGUGGACUAUGGCUUCUCUGUGGAAACCAGUGGGACUAAUCUGCUGGAACUGCACCAGGACUUCCUCUCUCUACCGUUCCAGGCUACUAAUGUUAGACUUGCAGGUCUAGAGGCAUUCAGCUCCCAUCCACUGGUGCUGUCUUCCUUGGACAAGUUGGCAGUCGGAAAGAUCCUGCUGAUGGAGACAUUAGAGCCGUGUCAACAGAAUGAGAUGCCUGUGGCAGUGCUGUAUGACACUUCGCAGGAUGAUGAUGUCAACAUCAACUCCACCUGCCUGAAGGCUCUGCAGGACAAGACCAUGAACAACCCUCUGACUGUAAAUGCUACCUAUCAGGACGUGUGUGUCACAAAUGUGUGUGCAGAUGGUAUCAUCUACUGCCAGCUGCCCUCCAGAGGAACCGCAAGACUCAACAAGUUACUGGAAGAAACAGAGGGCAUUUUCACCUCCCAGAUGACGUCUGAGUCUCUGGUAUCCAGACCGUUUAGUGGCAAGGUCUGUCUAGCCCGCUACAAAGGAAAGUGGUCCAGAGUAGAGAUCACCAACAUGUACGGCAACAGAGUGAUGGAGAUCUUCUUCAUUGACUUGGGUGUCCCAGCAACUGUAGAGGUCACUGAUCUACGAGAGAUCCCCCCUCUUUUCCUCAAAGACUUCCCCAUCAUCCCACCACAGGCUAUCAAAUGUCGCCUGGCUGACCUCACAGUUCCAGAGGGAGACUGGAGCCCAGAGGCCGUUCUGUGUGUGAAGGAGGCUCUCCUGGGUGCCAAAGACUGUAAAAUGAAGAUCUUGAAAUUAGACCAGCACAAAGGGGACUGGCUGGUCUAUAUGUACCUCUUCAUUGGUGCUGACAGUCGUCAGGAGCUGGACAAGAGCAUCAACUAUCAGCUGGCCCAGUCAGAGUUGUGGCAGAAACUCACAACACAGAACAACACAAUCACCAGCAAUAACAGCAGCGUGGAUACAGGUCUCAGUGCUUUAGUGGAGAAGAUGACUCUGAGCAACCCGUUCCCAAACCCCAUUGUCAAGGCCUCAGCCCGACCUCUACACGGAGCAGAGGACGCUUCUCUUCCAGAUACAACCACCAAAACUGGGAUACAGCCACUUCCGAUGCCUCCCCCACUGGAGCUUCCCCAGGUGUGUGGAGAGGGACAAACUUUCUCUACGGGCUCACCUGGUCAGAAUAUGGAUGUGUUUGUGCCAGUGGCCUGCCAUCCUGGUUACUUUGUGCUGCAACCAUGGCAGGACCUGCAUAAACUGGUGGUGUUGAUGGGAGAGAUGAUCCUCUAUUAUAACCAGACAUGGAAGACCAACACAGCCACACACAUCCAGAAAGGAGAGGUCUACGCUGCCAAAAUAGACAAGAAUUGGCACCGCGUGCAGGUGAAGGGGAUUCUGGCCAACGGGUUGGUUUCGGUCUACGAGUUGGACCACGGCAAACAUGAGCUAGUUCGCAGUACUCUCCUCGGGCCUUUGAUAGAGGAAUUCAGACAGCUGCCUUUCCAGGCUAUCACUGCACAACUGGCAGGUAUGACACAGCACCAGUGGUCAGAGGAGGCCUCCAUGUUAUUCAGGAAUCACGUGGAGGGUCGAGCGCUGGUAGCCCAGGUGGAGAGUGUGCAGGAGUUGUCUGAGGUUAAAGGUGAGCAGUGGGAACGCAGGUUGACAGUUUAUCUGGUGGACACUGCGUUGGAGGACAGGGACCUCUGGAUUCACAGCAUCAUGGCCGACAUCGGCGAUGAGCAGCUGUCUUCGGCAGCCUAGGAUGUCUUCUCAUGCAUGUUGGGGAAAUUAACCAGCACGCUGACUAUGUGACUGGAAGUUUAACUCCCAAAAUGUAUUCUUGAACCAACAACUGGUCUUUUCCUGGUUCUUUUCAUUUUCUAAAAAUGGUGAAAGUGCAGUCAAAAGUCACUUUCUCUGCCCUUGGUUCAUUUUCACCAUUCUGGAUCUUUCUCCCAAUCAAGAAGCCCUUUAAAUUUUUGGGUCAUAGUUAAGGACCAUGUCACAUUAAGACUGAAGAUGUUGUUUUGUUGAGGAGUUUAUUUUUUCUGAAUUUAAGGACUGGAAAACUUACAUUUGUCUCAGAGGCACUAUUUAGUGCAGUUAUACUCAAAAUUAAUGAGCAAAACGAUGGCAAACUUCAUCAACACUUUUUUUUUUUCCUUCAAGUUUAGUCACCUGUGUGUUGCAUGGUUUGUAUGUUAUUUAUGACUAUUCCCUCAUCUCAUUUGUUUUUUGUUAGCUGUGCCUUAUGCAUGCCAUAGUGUGUCUCAUUUUGCACUUAAUUUUGUGUGUAUUUAUGUUUUUACUUUAAUCCAAUUUAAAUGACUUAACUGCAUUAAUCUACAUAGUUGUUAAAACUUCACUGAUGGGAACACCUUGUUUAAUAUCCUGUGUUACUUGAAAAGAACAAGUUGUAAUAUUUCUAGUGUUAUUUCAACAUGAAAAGCUGUUCACAAGGAUUUGUUCUAUUAAAUGUAGCCAAAGGAUGGUGUACUUUGACUGAAAGCUUUAAAAAAGUUUUUGCCAGUGUUCUGGCAAUGUGAGCUGCUACCUGGGGAUGAACUGCAAGUGAAAUUAAAGAGCUGUCAUGUGUAGUAUGUCAUUCUUCUAUGCCCGACCGGUGGAUUCUGUCUGGUGGGUAAAACAGCUAUCAAAUGGCUUUAAAGUACUGUAGCUCUUUCUGUCAAGUAGGAAAUACCAAAUCAGUAUGACCUGCCAGUAGUAAAUGUGUUUAUAUACAGGUCUUUCAGGAAGGAAUUAUCUGUAAGAAGAGACUACCAACAGUGUAAAUGUCCUUACAAUUACGGUAGAUACAUUUUUGUUUUCAUUACCUUUUUAUAUGACAGGUACCUGGCAGCAUGAGCUGUCACUUGACGACCUUCUUUCUUUUUAAGCACAUUUGUAUUUCAUUUGAUAUUUCCCACCUGGCAGGAUAACAAAGGCUACCUCACCUCGAACACUUUAUUUCACUGGUCACUCAUCCUGAGAGCAGCUCAAAUUUUCAGAAAGACUAAAUGUGAAAUCUAACUGGAGUAUAUCUCAAUAAAUUAGUUUCCCA